This is a messenger RNA of Lytechinus variegatus (green sea urchin), 3603 nucleotides long. RefSeq names its product coiled-coil domain-containing protein 66-like (gene ccdc66). Gene Ontology annotation, cellular component: microtubule; cilium. The transcript has 16 exons. The record is from RefSeq and is a predicted model, not a curated record. Gene Ontology annotation, biological process: cilium assembly. Gene Ontology annotation, molecular function: microtubule binding. The coding region runs from base 148 to 3153 and encodes 1001 amino acids. NCBI's taxonomy places the organism in Eukaryota, Metazoa, Echinodermata, Echinoidea, Temnopleuroida, Toxopneustidae.
AAUGGCACCGAGCAUGCGCAAAUCUGACAUUUCUCUUCUCUACAAAUCUGUACUCAUAACAACCGUGAAACUAAGGAAGCGAAAAUUCAGAAUCUUGAAUUGACUGGUGAUGAAAGAUGAUUAGCUCCAAUUUUUGACAGCAUCAAUAUGAAUCGAGGGGAGGGCUUGAGGAUAGCUGCCAAAGCUAAGUCUGGAAACUCGAUUGGUCAUAUGUUCAAAGAUACAAAGACUAAACCAAAGAAGUUUGGGUACAAAUCCAAGACUCAGUCCUAUCCUGUCAGGAAGAACGUCCAUGGCAUCUCUGAUGAAGGAAAUCAGCAACUCAGCAAAACAAUUGGUAGAAAACCAGCUGAACAACAAAAAUCAACAAACAAACAAAAUGGUAGUUUGAAAAGAGAAGUUUUGAAUCAGAGAAAUGCUAGUCAUACUACCAAAGCCCAGGAUCAGAAGGAGAAAACAAAAAAUAAUUUCGUUGAUAAAAACAAGAAAGCUCUGAGUAAGAAAGAAAAGAUUUUGAAACAAGCAGACACAGUGACUCUUACUCAGGAUCAACUUAAUGCAAUUCUCAAGACUAUUGGAACAGCCGGUGAGUCAGCUGGAGCUCCAAGAUUCUCAAUUGAUGCUGGUGAACUGAAGGUGAAUUUGAGUAGCAUCAAUGAGCAAACUGCAGAAACUGAAAAUGAGAAGGAAAACGUUGCUUCAACAGACGUUGAAGAGCCAGUAAUCUCUCUCAAUCAAGACAGUAAUAAUAAUAAUAAUGAUCAGGCAACUCAGGAGGAUGCCUCUCAUGAGGAGAGGACAAAGGAGUCUCCAAGAACAACUGACCCUGUCCAAAAGCAGUCUCCUAGGAUGGGACAGUCAGAUAUUAUCAACACCAUAGGCAUGACUGAACAGAAUGACAAGUCUUUGAUGGAGAAGAAAAAGCAGCAAUGGAAGAGGGAGCUUGAUGCACAGCUUGCUGCAAAAAAAGCUGCUCAGGAGAAAGAUGGAAGGGGCCGGAGGGGUCGCAGCCAGAAUGAAGAGAACUCUGGAUGGAAUCCUUGGGGGCAGCCUGGGGGUGGGGCCCCACUCCGGAGUAGUGUGGAUGUUUUGUCUCCUAGAGAUAAUCCCGCAAUGAGUCAUGGUCACCCAAGUCCAGGUCGAAGUAGCAGAGGUCAAGAGUCAAACGAUAUGUUGAGUCAGUCAAUUUCUGGUGUUACUCACAUAGAGAGACAGAGGAAUGUACCAGCAGCAAUGAGAAGCUCUUUUGUCAUUGGGGGAAUAGCUAAUGAACGAAAUGACGAAUUGAAAAGGAAGGAAAAACAACAAUGGCUUCAAGAUUUAGAGAAACAGAAAAGAGAAACUAGAGAGAAGAAAGAGCAGGAAAAGGCCAGCAAGCGUGCCUUAGAAUCGGCUGUAGCACAGCAUUGGGCAGAGCCUAUUGAGCAUCCACCAUCCAGGAUGAUAUCUAGAAUGGAUAACAAGGUUAACCAGGUACAAGAUGACUCUCGAGUGAUGAGUAGGAUGGCAGCUGAGAAGAAAGAACGGGCUAAGGAAACUGAUCAACCAAAAAGUGCUCCCUUGAACUCUUCCCGUUCUCCUCACACCAUCGAUGAGGUUUCUCCCAGACCACAUAUAAGACCUUCCAAUACUUUGAUUGAUCCAGCUGAAAUGGAGAGAAGAGAGGCCCAGAAAAAGAAGCAUAUGGAACACAUGGCUUUUGUUCAGGCCCAGGUGGAGGAGAAACGGAGAAAGAAGCAAGAGGCUUUGGCUCUAAGACGCCAGGAAGAGGCCGAACAGGAGAGGAAGUUGGCUGAGGAGAGAGAUCGUCUUGCAAGAGACUUUGAGCAUGAGCAGGAGAAGGUGAGGAAGAAAGAAGAGGCUGCUGCUGCUAAGCAAAGAGUCCUUGAAGAGAGUAUGCAGAAUGCACAUGAAGCAGCCAUGAGGGAAAAACAUGCAGAAAGGAUGAGGAAGCUUCAAAGGCAGGGACACGAUGUCACCAACCUUAGGAAAAGCUGGGAAGAAAAACGGCAAAGUCCUGAGGUAUCCCCUAGACUUCCUGUCCAGGUUACUGUAUCUCAUCCUCAGCCUGAUUUAAAACCAGCUACCUCAAUCAAUUUCUCACCAAGACGAGAGAAAGGUCCCUCUGCAGACCUUCAAGGGAUUCCUCAAACUGCAGCCUCUCACAUCCAAGAUGCUGCAACUUCCCCCAUCAAUGAAGUAUCAACACAAACUGAUGUUCUGGAUGAAAACUACAUAUCUCCCAGACUGAUUGAAGCCAUACGACGGGCAAGUGAAGGAGCAGAGUACAAACCUAAGAGCAAGAAACGUUCUGAUCAGGAAAAGAGCAAGCAUCCUGCGGAAGGAGGUAGAAGGAAGGACAAAGGAGUGAAGGUGGUUUCUAUCAAAGAGGAAGUGUCAGAACAGAAAGCUAGCAAGGGUAGAAAAAACACUGAUGCUGCCAAACCAAAAUGGGGACAAAAUGCACAAAGCAAGAAGGGGAUUAAGAAUUCUGAUAAGGAUAUGUCAAUGAGCAAACGUAAAAGGGAAGAGAGACUGAGGAAGAGACAGGAGGAGUUGAUUAGUUUACAGGAGAAGAGUGCUCCCAGGAGGUCUCAGACCAAGCAAACUCAUGUAGAGAAUGAGGGUCAAGGAAGAAAAUCAAGAGCUGAUACAAAGCUGUCACAUCACUCGGAUGAAAAAGAAAGUAAAGCUACCAAAGUGCAGCGUGAGAGAGCAGGUUCAAGACGAGAGGAGGCCAUGUUAGCACAAGAAAGAGUGAUGUCACAGCAACAGAGCAGAAAGGAGUUCAGACCGUCUUCCAGUGACGACAGCUACAGUACGCAAACACCAACACUUGGGAACAAUGACUUUGUACCAUUCAUGAGAACUGAGGAUGAUGAGUUACUUGAAGGUAACAUAUCUAUUAGCCCUGCUCCUGCUCCACCAAGACCGGCCCCAAAGACAAAUGAUGCAUCACCGAGCAGAACAUCCAGGCAUUCUAGGCAAUCACAUAGAGAAAUGGAUCCAUUGUUGAAUCCAGACAGACUGAAAGAUAAAGAACAUAGACAAGAAGAAAUUCUUAUGCAGCUCUCAACGUUAAGACAGGGUCUUCUGAUGAAGCAGAGAGAGCUGGAGAUAGGUUUAUCACCUUCAUCACCUGUGAUUAUAUAGAGUGACUGAUCGCAAAUUAUAUCCUUCGUGUUCUUCAUCUUAUUAUACUGAAAAGUAUUCAAUUGAUUAUUGCUAUGAAAUACAUACAGUAUAAUUCACAAAAUUCCAUUAACAUUAUGUCGACAGUGAUUGAUUGUGAAAAAUAAAUGCAAGCUUAUAUUUACUACAGUUGAUAGUAUAAUUUUUCAUACACAUUUCUCCCAAAAAUAGUUUUCUUGCCAUCGAGAACAUCUUGCAUGAAAAAUUAUUAAAAUGUUCUAUUUCAUUCAUAGGUUGGACUGGUGUGGUAACAAUAGCUGUGUAUGGGUUGCUUCAUAUUCAGAUAUCAAAACAAUUACUAUUACAAUCCUAGAGGAAACCUGAUACCCAUUCUUUAAAGGUUAAGUCCACCCCAGAAAAAUGUUGAUUUGAAAAAUUAGAGAAAAAUCAAACUAGCAUAAAGCUGAAAAU